AUGAUUUCAAGUCCUCUCAUAUUGAAUAGAUUUUUCUCUUUUUCAGUUAUAACUACCAAGGUCAAGGGUCAUGAACAUUGUAAUCCGGAGCAGUUGAUGGAAUGUGCUAAGCCCCUUACAGUAUUUGAUGGUCUGACCUCUUUCAUAUCCAGCAAAUCAGAUUUAGAAAAAGUUUGCCCAAAUUUGAAGGAAGCAAUCAAGUGCAUUCAUACGUACACAAGACACUGCAUGAAUAAAGAAGAAAAACAAGCAUUCAGGGAACUCUUCAACGGAACAGGAAAAAUGGUACACGAGCUCUGUAGAGAAGGAGUUUAUCAAGAAGAAUACUUGAGGCACGCCCCUUGUAUGUCGCAGGUGGCAGGCGAAAGUGAAGUUUGUUUCAGAAGUUACACCAAAGCUAUGCAAAAAAUCCAAUCAGACUCCCCACCAGAAAUCAAAAUAUCAGAAUUGAGUAUAGAUACCGUUUUAAGAAAGAAAAGGAGGCAUGCAGCUGAUGAAGGCAUCAAGAAUGUUUGCUGUGCAUUUCAAGAGUUCAUCGAAUGUUCAACGCACGCAGUCAGACGCAGAUGUGGAGAUGAAUCUGCCAAAUUCAGUCAUAAAUUUUUCAACAAAAUGUCUGCCACUAUGUUACAGCUCCAUUGUUCCAACUAUGGCAGAAGAGAAUGUGGAAUGAUGUCCUCCUCCGUUUCAUUACAAAAUUCAGUUUUCGUAAUUCUAGCACUGAGCUUUUUUCAACUACUUGUACGAUAAACUGUAAUUGUUGAAUUGUAUUAGAAUUUCGAAUUUCUGUAUAAAUAGAAUAUGGAGAGCUAUCAGUAUUUUUAUAAAUUAUUGUUAUAGAAGGGGGAAUAAAAUUCAAUGGAAAAACAAGACGAUUUGGAUUAAAUAGGCAGUAGAAGAUGUGUAAUUUUUUUCACUUUUCCGUUCAUUUAAUACAUAUCGUCAGUUUUCAGACUUAUAGGUAUUAUAAUUAUCAUGGAGUUUUUCACAAUUCACUCUUAGAUUAGUUUUAGCACAAACGCUAGCCUUCUGAAUAGAAGAGGCUGUGGUUUCAUAAAUAUAUUAUUUUCAAAGACUGAUAGAGAGGUAUUUAGGAGUGAAAUACGCUCUAAGAUGUAAAAUGGUGAUUUUACAAAGAACUUGACCAAUUAUACUCUUCAAUUUCCUAUAUAAGCAAAUUUCAAUCUAGAAUUCAUGCUGUAUUCGGAACGAUUUUCGUGAAAAAAUUCCUACAUUGUUUGAAUCAAAUUAACACCGAAAGGUACUUGAACAUAUCUCACAUUUUUUGUAAAAUCACAAACAAUUUUCAGAGUAUUGUAAAUUGAAAUCCAUGACAUCUGUAUAUUUAUUCCGAUUUCACCUAGUAGGAUUUCUCAUAUCAUUAACAUAUCUUUUUAGGGUUAAGGUUGAAAAAUGUUGAGGCUGAACGAAUCUAUCAUUGUCUCUGUUCCUUACAAAUUAUCUAUUGUUACCUUUUCUAUAGUAGGCGUCUUGAGUGGAAAGUUGUAAAACCAAUAAGGAAAUCAAUCGUAGUCUCAAUAUGUUCGAAAAUAUCGAAUUUACUAGUUUCUACAAACGAAUAUAUAUUGAAUUGUCAAAUAGUAAUAUCAAAUAGAUUUUCAGAAUGGUACAUUCAGCAAAUAGUUUAAAAACACAUCUGGUAUUCAUCUAAAAUCUAGCUAUUAACAAACAACAAUCAAUAAAAAGUCAACACUUACAAUAAUUUUCUCAAUAGAAUUCCAUAUUUGAUACAUCUGACGUCAGACAUUAUUGCAAAACAGUAAUUGAGGUAUUGGAAUCAGUUAUAAGCCAAAAAUUAUCUUGUUUUGUAGUUCCUACAUAUAUCUAGUGGAAAAUUGUUGAUAUAUACAUAGAAAAAUAUUGAAGUUUAGAGAGUUUAUGUACGUAUUUAUUUGAAUUGUAUUUAAUUGUCCUAAUUGAAUGACGGUCGAAGUAACUCGGCUUGCAUGUAGUAGAAAAUUGUAUUCUUUCAAAAAAUUGUUUUAACAUAAUUGUGUGCGUUGAUUCGGCAGAUGUUUCCAAAAGUAAAAGACUAAUCUGGAAUAUUUAUUCAACAUCAUUCGCUUUGAAGUAAAUUAUUUUACCGUCCAUAUGUAAAUGCCAUUUUAUGUAAGUUAUGUAUGAGGAAGUAGGGGUUUUGCCAAACUCAAUAUCUGUGUACUACAUACAUCUUUGUAUGAAUGUGUGAGGAAGUUGGAUUUUAAAUAAAAAUAAAAGCAUUUCAAAAA
Leptinotarsa decemlineata (Colorado potato beetle) is the source of this 2249-nucleotide messenger RNA. RefSeq lists its product as uncharacterized. Lineage: Eukaryota; Metazoa; Arthropoda; Insecta; Coleoptera; Chrysomelidae. The record is from RefSeq and is a predicted model, not a curated record.